This is a messenger RNA of Megalops cyprinoides (Indo-Pacific tarpon), 1197 nucleotides long. RefSeq names its product tenomodulin (gene tnmd). Gene Ontology annotation, biological process: negative regulation of angiogenesis; negative regulation of endothelial cell proliferation. The coding region runs from base 23 to 934 and encodes 303 amino acids. The record is from RefSeq and is a predicted model, not a curated record. Lineage: Eukaryota; Metazoa; Chordata; Actinopteri; Elopiformes; Megalopidae. The transcript is spliced from 7 exons.
AUAUAGUCACAGAGAAGGCAGCAUGGAGACGAGCUGUCAGUCUAGCAGUCAGAAAGCGCUUUGGAAAGAUGUUGAAGUAGGAAAGGAGAAGAUGAGCCGAUACCUCAGAUACCAGCUGGGGGCUCUAACACUGGGCCUUGUCCUUGUGUCACUGAGCAUUUGCGUCUUCAGCCUGAAAUACGUCUGGUCCUCAAGCCCUGGGAAGGUGUACAGUCAUGAGUACAAGGUGGCCUUGGAUGGUGUGGAGACGGACAGCGUGAUGGAGAUUGACCCCGCCCACGGCACAGAGGUCUUCAGGAUGGGCAACAGCAGCGAUGAGGUUAUAGAGGUCCACGACUUUAAAAAUGGAAUAACAGGAAUCCGGUUUAUGAAACAUCAGAGGUGCUACAUCAGAACCCAAACAAAGGAGCUUCCUGAACCAUCAGAGGUGGAGGCUGAGGAUUCUGCGAUAUUGGUGGACGACACACUGGACCCUCAGGUGGAUGACCCUCAGGUGUGGAUACCUGCUGAGGAGCCUGUUAAGAACCGCACCUUCCUGCUGACGUCCAAGAUCUGGGACAUCUGCCGGCACCUGCCCAUACACUGGAUCCAUCCAUUGUCCAUGACAGAUGUUGAGUUCCAUGACACAGAGGAGACAGAAGAGGACCAGGAGUCUAUCAACGAGGAGAUCAGAGCUCACCGUCAGACCAGGGAUGUUCUGGACCAGCAGCCAGUCAAUGACUAUAGAGACGCCGGGCUUGAGCUUGACAACCAGCUGGAUGAGGGAGGAUACUGCUGCCAGCACUGUCGCCGUGGAUACCGUCACUGCCAACGAUACCACGAGCCCCUGCGCGGCUAUUGGCCAUAUCCGUACUACUACCAGGGAGGCCGGGUGAUCUGUCAAAUCAUCAUGCCCUGCAACUGGUGGAUCUCUCGCAUGCUGGGAAGGAUCUGAGGGGGCAUCAUCAUGCUGUUCGGCUGCUGUUCAAUACGGUACCACUCUUGACAUCUCCAGACCUCAGUAAUAGCUCAGUUUGCUCGUUCUUGUGUGUUUUUGCAGUCCUCUUAAUUCCUUGCCUCACCUUUUGCUAACCGCCCAUUAAAAGAGCUGUUCUGGUUCUGUGCUCUCAAUAAGAAAAAUGGAACAAAUGAUGUAAAACAAAAUAUAUUCCAGAGCCCUGAUACUGUAUAUAAACAGGCAACCUGAACCAAAGGAAA